This is a messenger RNA of Alternaria alternata, 2049 nucleotides long. RefSeq lists its product as hypothetical. The coding region runs from base 141 to 1670 and encodes 509 amino acids. Gene Ontology annotation, molecular function: protein binding. The transcript has 3 exons. The record is from RefSeq and is a predicted model, not a curated record. Lineage: Eukaryota; Fungi; Ascomycota; Dothideomycetes; Pleosporales; Pleosporaceae.
UACCCGCAGAAGUAGAUUAAUUCCCCGCGGUAGUGCGGAGAUGGAGCUUCAGGCACCAUCCUAGCUCCAACGCGUCCCCAAGCUUCACCCCGCGAACAAUCACCACUCGGCCCACCCACCCUGCACAACCACCCACAGCCAUGUUCCACCAAGGCACCUUGCAGAGCGGAAUUACGCUUGCAAUCCAGGAACAGAAGCUUGUUGCCUGCUUUGUACGAGAUGAUGGUGCAACGAGCAACGAAUGGGAAGAAGAGUGGCUGAAGAGUGGAUGGCUAUCGAAUCUGCUCGCCCAAAAAGCCGUCGUCCUGCGACUUGAGGCAGGCUCCACCGAAGCAGGCUUUCUGGCUGCCUUCUCCGACAUUUCCAGUGUGCCAACUUUCGUCGUCAUCCAGAAUGGACAGCUACAAGUUCAACUCAAGAGCGAUGCGACAAAGGAAGACUUUAUCAAUUCGAUAAGACGGGUACUGGGAGCGAAUCCGAUACCAGGCUCCAGCGCGGCACCGUCCCCACUACCACACGCAAGCACACCAGAACCGAGCGAUAACCCAAUAAAUGCAGAAGCGGAGGACGAUCUUUACGGCCCAUCCGAACCCUCGAUACCCACACGCUCUGCACCAGUACCAGCCCCCACACCGUCGUCGACCAAAGCAAAAGGCAAGCAGAGAGCUCCAGAACCGAAUCCCACAGCUCCAUCUGCAUCCGCGAGCAAAGCUCAACAGGAAGCCCGCGACGCGCUACGAAAGAAGAAGAGAGAAGACGCCGAAGAACUCGCCCGAAUCAAAGCACGAAUCGAAGCCGACAAAGCAGCGCGCAAAGUAGAAGCCUCGUUACGCAAAGCAGAGCGCGAGAAGGAAAAGAACAGAAACGCGACACAAACCUCCCAUGCAACGUCAACGCCGUCGUCGCCGCCGCAAACCACAGCAAUAAAAUCCUCGUCAUCUCGAGGCUCGAAUUCGGCAACCGUCGCCCUCAACGUCCGCCUCUUCGAUGGCCGUACCAUCCGCUCCACAUUCCCCCGCACCGCUACGCUACAAUCCACCGUCCGCUCUUGGAUCGACGCCGAAUUCGGCAAAAUGGCUCAAGACGAUGAGAAUAUCAGCGGUGGCGGUGGUCAUAAUAAUAAACUGCCCCCGUACUUUUUCCGCCAUAUCCUCGCUCCAGCGCCGAGUCGCGAGCUCUCUGCUGGCGACGAGAGUGUCGAGCUGGGUGAGAUUGAUUUGGCGCCUAGUGCGACGUUGGUGCUGGUUCCUGUCAAGGGGUAUACCGAUGCGUAUUCUGGCGGUGGCGGUGGUGGGAUAACGGGGGCUGCGACGGGGAUUGUGGGUGGGGCGUUUGGUCUCUUGUCGAGUACGGUGGGGUUGGUGGGGAGUACGAUUGGUUCCGUCAUGGGCUUUGGGGCGCAACAAGAGGGUGGUGCUGGUAGUAGUAAUGGUGCUGGUGGGAGAACAGUGGGUAGUAGACCUACUACUCAGGAACCUACGCAUGAUACUGUCCUCGAUCAACUGCACCCGCAACCGCAACCGCCUUCUGCCGGCAACGGCAACGGCACUGGAACCACCAUGAGAGUGAGGACGCUGGCUGAUCAGCGUGCGAGAGAGCCGCAGCAGUUUUAUAAUGGGAAUCAGUUGAGUACGGAGCCUAGGCCAGAGGAUAACGAUAAGAGGGAUUGAUAUGGCUGUUGUUGUUGUGGGUUUCGCAUUUGGGAAAGGCCUGGAGAUUGGUGGGCAACGUGUUGUAGAUUGAGGGGAAGGCGGGAGGGGGAAUAGGGGGGUUCUGUAAGAGUAUGCUUGUUAUGGUCUUUUUUUCUAUUUCCUAUCAGGAACUUUGAUUGAGGAAGGUGAGUGGAUUGCUUUGAUCGAUCUUAAAGGGUGAUUUAGAGGGAAUGACGGAAGUAUCUGUGAAGAUGUUUCAUUCCAUGAUUGAGACGCGAGUUCCUUUUAUUCGCAAACGUGUGUGUGGGAAGGAAGAAGGAUUGAAACUGAAAAGAAGCGCUUUUUAGUCUUCUAUUAAGACUGUUGACCGUUUUUCUUUCAUCUCCGCCAAUAUACC